This is a messenger RNA of Penicillium roqueforti, 1386 nucleotides long. RefSeq lists its product as uncharacterized. Gene Ontology annotation, molecular function: dihydrolipoyllysine-residue succinyltransferase activity. The transcript is spliced from 11 exons. Gene Ontology annotation, biological process: tricarboxylic acid cycle. Gene Ontology annotation, cellular component: oxoglutarate dehydrogenase complex. The coding region runs from base 1 to 1386 and encodes 461 amino acids. Lineage: Eukaryota; Fungi; Ascomycota; Eurotiomycetes; Eurotiales; Aspergillaceae. The record is from RefSeq and is a predicted model, not a curated record.
AUGGCUUCUCGAAUCUUUAUUGCGCGCCUCUCGGGCCAACGCUUCUCGGCUGUGGCCAGAACCGCUCCUCGGGGAGCAAGCCAGUUCCGCAAUGUCAAGGGAUUGUCUACCCUUACGCGGAAGGCUUCGGCUCGCUCAGCUUCGGGCUUGUUGCAGGUCUCCUCCGGCAUCAAUGUCUCGAGGCUCAAUCUUGCUCCUCUGGGAGGCCAUCAGCUUCGCACCUAUGCCGACUCCAUUAUCAAGGUCCCCAACAUGGCUGAGUCGAUUACAGAGGGUACCCUCAAGCAGUUCUCAAAACAGGUUGGCGAUUUCGUCGAGCGCGACGAGGAGAUUGCGACAAUUGAAACAGACAAGAUUGAUGUCUCGGUCAAUGCCCCGGAUUCUGGUGUUAUCAAGGAGUUCCUUGUGAACGAGGAAGAUACCGUUACUGUCGGCCAGGAUCUCGUCAGGAUCGAGCUUGGCGCCGCUCCCGAAGGCGGAAAGAAGGACGAGGGCGCCGAGAAGCCCAAGGAGCCCGAACCCAAGGCGCCUGAGCCGAAAGAGCCUGAGCCUAAGAAGGAGGCCCCGCCCGCCCCCACCGAGACCGAGAAGCCCAAGGCGCCUGAACCUAAGAAGGCUGCGCCUCCCAAGGAAGCUCCUAAGCCCCAAGCUGCCGAACAGCCAGCUUCUAUUGGUAACCGCGAGGAACGCCGGGUCAAAAUGAACCGUAUGCGUCUGCGUAUUGCCGAGCGCCUGAAGCAGUCCCAGAAUACCGCCGCUUCACUUACCACUUUCAACGAGGUUGACAUGUCCUCGCUGAUGGAGUUCCGGAAACUGUACAAGGAAGAUACUCUCAAGAAGACCGGUGUGAAGCUUGGCUUCAUGAGCGCCUUCUCCCGUGCUUGUGUGCUUGCCAUGAAGGAUAUCCCCGCUGUCAACGCUUCUAUUGAGGGUCCUAACGGCGGUGACACCAUUGUCUACCGCGAUUACGUUGACAUCAGCGUUGCAGUCGCCACCGAAAAGGGACUUGUGACUCCUGUUGUCCGUAACAGUGAAGGCAAGGAUAUGAUUGGAAUCGAGAAGGCCAUUGCCGAUCUCGGAAAGAAGGCUCGUGACAAUAAGUUGACCAUUGAAGACAUGGCCGGUGGUACCUUCACCAUCAGCAACGGUGGUGUCUUCGGCUCGCUGAUGGGCACACCAAUCAUCAACACUCCCCAAACAGCUGUCUUGGGUCUCCACGCCAUUAAGGAGAAGCCUGUCGCUGUGAACGGCAAUGUCGAGAUCCGCCCCAUGAUGUAUAUGGCUCUGACGUACGAUCACCGCCUCCUGGAUGGUCGUGAGGCCGUUACUUUCCUUGUCAAGGUCAAGGAGUACAUUGAGGACCCCCGGCGCAUGCUGCUCGGCUAA